GGAGGGAGGAAGGAAGGAAAGAAGGAAGGAAGGAUUGAGGGAAGGACACAAGGAAGGAAAAGAGGGAAAUAAAGGAGAGAUUGGGGAAGGAAGGAAGGAAAAAAGGAGGAAGAAAGAGGUCACGUGUUACCCCUUUGGGUGACCUUCUGCCCAGCUAAAUCAACGGGGGGGGGAGCCCGAUUCACUUAACAACCGCCUGACUAACUUAACGACAUGCGGCGAUUCCCUGAACAACGGCGGCAGGACAGGUCGUAAAACGGGGCCCAAACCCACUUAACAAACGCCUCCCUGCGCGAGGGAAAAUUUGGGCUCCACCGUGGUCGCUAAGUCGGGAACCACCUGUCCUUUAUUUCUGAAACCGAGAGAGCCAACCUUAGGGAAGAAAGACUGAAGGUCUCUCUCUCUCCUCCUCCUCUUCCUCCUCCCUUGACUCCCCCCCCCCAGGCCAGACAGUCCUCCCAAAGAGAGACCUUUUGUCUCCCAGCUAUAAAUAGCCCCCCCCCAUCCGUGGGGAGGAAUGUUCCAAGGGGAAGAGAGCUCGGAAAGCCGUGGGGCCAUCCAUCGCCGGCCAGAGAUUAGCCUUUUCACAAACAGCUUCUUCGGCACCUGCGUCCAAGGUCUCCGCAUCAAAGUUCUCCAGGCGGAGGGCGCAUCGGUGAGCUGCAGCCCAGGGGACGGGACAGGGGGGGGUGGUGGUGGUGUCCCCUUUGAAGAUAAAAAAAAAAAACCAGCCCUGAUUUGGCUGGAGGGCUGGUGGUGCCGCUCUCCGGCCUUUGAUGUUUCGGCACCCCGCCCAGGUAGGAAUAAUGCCAGUAUCAUCCCUUCAAGGCGGUGGGCUGUUUACGUGUCUUUAGAAGAGAGAACAAAGCACCACAAGGGCGGGAGGGACCUCCGAGGUCAUCUAGUCCAACCCCCUGGCCUUUUUACCACUCUGCUCAAAUGGACGUCCGGUCUAUUUUUUUUUUUUUUGAAAAACCAGGGUAUAGAGCAGCCACAACUUCUGGAGGCAAGCUGUUCCUCUGGUUAGUCGUUCUCACUGUCGGGAAAUUGCUCCGUAGUUCUAGGUUGAAUCUCUCCUGGAUUAAUUUCCAUCUUUUUGGAGAAUAGGUUGACCCCCCCCUCUUUGUGACAGUCCCUCAAGUAAGAGAAUAAUUGAAUAACAAGACUUGCAAGGGGCCUUGGAGGUCUUCUAGUCUGACCCCCUGCUCAAGAAGGAGACCCCACACCAUUCCAGACAAGCGGCUGUCCAAGCUUUUCAUAAAAACCUCCGGGGAUGGAGCACCCACGAUUUCCGGUGGCAGGUUGUUCCGCUGGUUAAUUGUCCUCGCUGUCAGGAAGUUUCUCCUUAAUUCCAGGUUGCUUCUCUCCUUGACCGGUUUCCAUCCGUUGCUUCAUGUCAAAAAUUAACCCAGUUGCAAAGACUCAACUUUCAGACAGCUAAAAUCUUCACCGACAUUUGUUAGAGACAUUUUUUUUUUAUUGUUCAUGCUCCGAUUGAUUUAUUUAGCCAUCGCUGCAAAAGUUCCAAAAACUUUUUAAAAAGAAGAAGAGAAGCAGGCUGCGGUGCUUUUGAGAGCAAGAGUUAAACUUCACACCUCGCCUUCCUGUCCUUGCGGGUUUCCCCUCCACGCCCCCCCCCCAGUCUUUAUCUUUCUUUCCAUCUCUUGUCAAUACUUCCACAACGAACCCAGAUGCAACUAGACGGACCCACAAUGUGGCUGGCCAACCUCGCCGCUUGCUUGACGCUAUGGGCCUCAUGGAUGUCUGCCUUUCAUGCCAACUUUACCCAUCCUUCACAGCCGGGCAUGAUGGAGCUGACUCAGAGGUUCCAGGAUUUCAUGGUGAAAUUCAACAAGACCUACAACAGCCGAGAAGAGAUGAUGUACCGCCUUAAGGUCUUCGCACAGAACAUGGAAAUCAGCCAAGUCUUGCAGGACACCGAGUUGGGGACCGCCCAAUAUGGCAUCACCCCUUUCAGUGAUAUGACAGAAAGUGAAUUUGCUACGAGGCUUGGCAACCCCGUCGUGCGGGCUGCACCUGUUGUGCCAACGCAACGACACCGCAGCUCCUCGACAGCCUCCAGAUCCUGCGACUGGAGAAAGGCGGCGGUGUCCACCGUGAAGGCCCAGGGAAACUGCAGCUCCUGCUGGGCCUUUGCAGCCGUGUCCAACAUAGAGGCCUUGUGGAAGAUUCACCGAAAUGUGAACUGCAGCCUCUCGGUGCAAGAACUCGUUGACUGCACAUAUCCUUCCAGAGGCUGUCUAGGUGGCUACGCCUGGGACGCGUUUCUGUUUGUCGUCAACAACACUGGAUUAUCAUCAAGCAAGCUUUACCCCUACGCAGAGAAAAAACAGCGCUGCCAGAAAUACAAGUGGCGAAAACUAACCAAGAUUGAUGGUUACAGCAUCCUUCCAAGGGAUGAGAGAUAUAUCGCUAACAUUGUGGCCACUCAAGGUCCCGUAACAGCUCUCAUGAACGCCAAAGUCAUUAAGCAUUACAAAAAAGGCAUCAUCCAGAGGGCCAAGGUGAGCUGUGACCCCAACUGGCUUGACCACGUGGUCCUUAUUGUUGGCUUCGGUGAAGGCAAAAUCCGACGCGGUACCUGGAGCGGAUCGUACUGGAUUAUCCAGAACUCCUGGGGAAAAGACUGGGGAGAAGAGGGCUACUUCCGGAUGGACAGGGGCUCAAACACUUGUGGGAUUGCCAAGUAUGCCGCAACAGCAAUCGUCCACGACUUGGGAGGACAGAAGCCGCCUCCUUGCCCCAAAUGAUGGUUUGCAUGCAUCUUGUCUGUCUUUAAGGCAACCGCUUUGGAGCACCGAGUGGCAUUCUUUCGCAAGCUUUAGCAACCUGGCAACCUAACCCUAACCCCCCCCCCACUACACCAAUUGAUUUUCUUGGCUUCUGUGAAAGGCAGGGCUUUGAUUUUUCUUAAGUUUUAAAAGCAACAGGCCAGCAAUGUUAACCUUGUAGAACUGCCAACUUAACGUUGGAGAAGGAUGGAUAGGAUCCCCAGUCUGGUGGCAAAAUCCUUGGGUCGAAAAACCUGGCUAUUUUCUGCACGUGCAGAAGGCGGGUGCGUAGUGGCCCAGGGGGGGGGGGAAGGAAUAUCUGAGGGAUAGAGAGACGGAAGCGGAACAAAAUCCACGGACAGAAUGUGUUCUACAGGUAGCUUACUGCCGUUCGUUUAGUAAGCGUUGGAAGUUACAACGGCGCUGAAAAAAAGAGGGACUUUUGACCGUUUUUCAGAGUUACAACUUUUGCAAACCCCCCCAGGGCAACGGACUCAAAUUUAUGACCGCUGCUCUAUCGUGUGAUCCCCUUCUGAAACUUUUUGACUAAGCAUCAGCCGGAGUGAUUGGUGAACAACGGUGGCAAGAAAAAGUCGCAAAACGGGGCAAAACCCACUCAAGACAUGCCUCGUUUAACGACAGAAACGUUGAGCUCAAUGGCGGUCAUUGAAGUCGAAGACGACCUGUCUAUCAAAAUGAAGAAAGCAGGUUGGGAACGUACAACGAACACCGCUUGAUUCGUUUCCGCACGGAAUGAAUAAAAAGGGACCUCAUCAAAACAGCCAUGUAUUCUUUUCUCUCCCCCCCCCAAUUCAGGAAUCAAAACCAUCUUUGGCUAUGUAUGAACCACCCCCCCAAAAAUAAAAUAAAAUAAAAUAAUUCCCCCUCCUCCUAUUUGUUCCUCUCUUCAUCUACUCCCCCUUUCCCCCCCAUUUCAGCUGUGAAAGGAAGGAAGAUUUUGGCUUUUUGGCCCCUGCAUUUUUCUAUUUCGAUUUAGAUGUGAGUGGAUGUGUUUUUUUCACACCUCCAAAGUCACAAGGUCUAUUUGGGGUUUUGUAUCUUUAUUUCUUUCGGCUUUUUUUCCCCCUCUUGGUUUCAUUUCGUUUCCACUGUGUGCUCCAACCCGCUAUGGUUGGUUAAUCUGAUGUGGCCACCUCAUAUUUCUUUCACUUAUAUAUAUUUAAAGGUAAACAUACACACAGUGGAGGGGGAGGAAAAAGCAAGAAUAUAUUUUGUACAGACUGAAUAUUCCCAAGUCUGAAGCUGCUGGGCCUAUCGGGAAGAAUCUGUACAGUAUCCUCAGCCCUGAGCUAAAUUAAUCAGAAAUGAAAAGCUAUUCUUAUGCCUAAUAACCCUAAAUAGAGCAGUGUGAAAACAAAGGAUGGCUGUAUUCCUUACUCAAAUGUGGACUUUGACUCCCAGAAUUCUUAAACCUGCUGGGGGGAUUCUGGGAGUUGAAAUCCAUCCAUCUCAAAGCAUGCUGGCUGGGGAAUUCUGGGAGUUGAAGUCCAUCCAUCUCAAGGCAUGCUG
Molecule: messenger RNA, 4322 nt
Organism: Crotalus tigris (Tiger rattlesnake)
Lineage: Eukaryota; Metazoa; Chordata; Lepidosauria; Squamata; Viperidae
Gene: CTSW
Product: cathepsin W
Exons: 11
Coding region: 1692-2771 (359 amino acids)
Cellular component (GO): lysosome
Molecular function (GO): cysteine-type endopeptidase activity
Source: RefSeq, a predicted model, not a curated record